Messenger RNA from Pisolithus orientalis, 1417 nucleotides. RefSeq lists its product as uncharacterized. The transcript is spliced from 19 exons. Bases 183 to 1190 code for a protein of 335 amino acids. NCBI's taxonomy places the organism in Eukaryota, Fungi, Basidiomycota, Agaricomycetes, Boletales, Pisolithaceae. The record is from RefSeq and is a predicted model, not a curated record.
CGCAAUAACCGACACAUUGCAAUGCUGCGAAUUUUGCGCGGAUGACUAUUGAUAUCGUACUUACAUGCAUUCAAGGGACAUUGUAUAUUAUGUCAAUACUACGUAACAGCAUGCACAUAUGUUUUACGAGAUAGCUAUACUUAGUUAGUCCCAUCGAUCCGCAGAGCCGGCUAGCAGUGUAGAUGAGUGGAAGGGGCCUGGCAGGCCCACAACGUUCAUUCGUUCUUUCAUUUCUGUUGCUCGGAAAAAGUGAUGGCGGCCUCAGAGGUGUUCGCUGGUUUGGGGUGGGGACCCGGUCUUAUCGGCAAGUAUCGUUGCUCUACGAAACCAUCUCUGAUCCCACAGAGUCGUUCACAGCAACGACAGUCGGGCUAGUUUUGUAUGGUGUGACCAUUUUCCAGUACCUAUUCUACUUCUCAGCGUUCCCGAAUGACAAGCGUCUCCUCAAAAUUGUGGUCCUCCUUGUCUUCACCCUCGACACCUUUGGAACUAUCACCUUGUUGAGCUAUUACUGUCGAGAGUUGAUUGUCUGCCGAUGGCAAACGUCGUAUGCUUGUACGGUCGGGGUGCCCUGGUAUAUGAGUAGUGCCCUUGGUGCCAACUUCUUUACCGCAUUCUUCGUGCAAUGGUUUGACAUAUCUCUUACACCUCUUGUCCUGUUCUCAUUGCCGGAUGAUAGCUUCUAUGCCCAUAGGGUUUGGAUAAUUGGCAAUCGGAAUAAGCUAUUGACGGGUGCAGUGCUUGUCACGUCUCUGGCACAACUAGCUUUUGGGCUUGCAUUGUUGGGAAUGGUGUACCACACUGGUAUCAUCGAUACUCUCUUCAGCAGUCCGUACUCGCCGCUCAAUGCUCUGGGAAGCGCAAUAUGCGAUGCGAUCAUUACAGCAAGUAUAUUCUUUUACCUCCGCCCCCUGAGUGGUCGUUUCCGAAAGGAAAACCAUAUUCGGAAACUCAAUUUGGUCUUCGUUCAAAUGGGUCUGAUCACCUUCCUGGUUUCCCUUGCGAUGGCUAUACUUUACUAUCAAGAUCAUUUGGUUGGGAAAUACCUUACUGUCGCACCGGGUGGAAUUCUAGGCAAAACAUACUCGAAUUCCAUGUUAGCCGUGCUGAAUGCAAGAAAAUCUAUCCGCGACCAACAGCAGGCGCAAGUACAACCGUUGGAAAUCCCUACCUUGCCGAGUAUCCAUUGAUCUCCACUUCUGAUGUAUACGUACUCCCCACAAGUACGCUCCGAACGAAAAUGGUGAGGGACUCGGAGGGUGAGGUUAUCGGGUAGGCGGACCUGGUCACCGCUGGACGACGCACUAGUAGGCAUAUAUGAGGCAUCUAGGUCUGAAAGGAGUACGUAGAUUCACUACGCAGUUUGUAUUCACCAAAGACCAUGCCAACCCCUCAAUCUUAUCCGCUCACAUUGUAC